This is a messenger RNA of Venustampulla echinocandica, 1110 nucleotides long. RefSeq lists its product as uncharacterized. The transcript has a single exon. The coding region runs from base 1 to 1110 and encodes 369 amino acids. The record is from RefSeq and is a predicted model, not a curated record. NCBI's taxonomy places the organism in Eukaryota, Fungi, Ascomycota, Leotiomycetes, Helotiales, Pleuroascaceae.
AUGGCGUCCAUCCCAACCCUACUCAUCCCUAAGGCCCUCAAAAAAGGCGGCACAAUAGCGUUUAUCUCUCCCUCCGAACGCUUGAACGAACACUUUCCAACCCCUCUCUCUCGUGCAGUAUCAUUCUUCCAAUCUCUCGGCUAUCCUGUAAAAGUAAUCUACACACCACUCCCCACCGUUCCUUCGUCACCCACAACUUCCCUCCACCUCACAAAGACCUCUCACAUCGUCCAAGAAAUCCACGCCGCGUUUCUUGACCCUCAGGUCACAUGUAUCAUCUCCACCGUGGGGGGAACGACCAUCAAUGAGAUUCUACGAAUCAUUGAUUACGGCAUCGUGAGGAGUAACCCAAAGAUCUUCGUAGGUUAUUCGGACAACACCCAUCUCAUCUACGCAUUCUACACCCAGGCUGGUUUGCGCAGCUUUACAGGUCCCUGCGCUUUAACGGAAUUCGCUGAAUUCCCAGCCCCAGAUCCCUUCACGGUGUCACAUUUCUUCCAGGUCCUCCGUGGCGAUGAUCCCGUUACUGGUACAACAACAGCUGGAAUCACGGGGCAACGGAUUCCUAGGUCAACGUCUUUCGCCGGAUGGGAUUUACCGUUUUUCUUGGCUAGUGGGAAGGAGGAUACGGAAGAAGUGAGAGAGGCGGUCCCGACUCCACCAGUGGUUUGGUUACGUCCCGGAACGGCUUCGGGACCUAUCAUGGGUGGCACAUUACGAAAACUUGUCUCACUCUCUGGAACUCCAUAUCUUCCACCAAAGAUGCACACGGGAGCAAUCUUCUUCUUUGAGAUUUCUCAAGGCGAGGAUCAGUCUGCCAUGCCCCUUUAUAGAGUGCGAUCUGAUAUCGUGGAUCUGAUAAACACGGGGCUGUUUGAUGAUAUUGUUGGCCUUGUGGUGGGGAGGACGUCCUUGUAUGAUGAGAAGAUGAAUAAGAAGUUGAAGGAGAUCAUUGUUGAGUUGGUUGAGGGUGGGGGAUGGCAAUGGCCUGUUCUAUUUGGUGUUGACAUUGGGCAUACGAGUCCCAUGCUUACGGUACCUUUUGGGGUAAGGACGAGGCUAGAUAGUGUGAAGGAUGAGUUUUGUUUUUUGGAGGAGGGGGUUGUGUGA